AUGCUGGACGCCCUCUUCUCCAUCCCACUGCUCUCGCUCUUCCUCGUCCCCGCGCUAUCGUCAUACACCACCAGCCUCAACAUCCUCUUCUUCUACAUGACAUGGUCGACGCUGGUACUCUCGAAUCCCCCGCUUCGCGUGGAACUGUUUGGCACCGCCGGAGUGCGCUUCUUAUUCUACGUGCUGCCGUCGCUCGCCUUCUUCCUAUUUGACAUUCUGACCCCUUCCGCGGCGGUGAUUAUCAAGGCGCAAGGUGAGACCGGACUUCCCGGCGGAAAGAAACGAGGCAAAAUCCGGACGAAGGAACUCAAGGUCGCCGGGUGGGCGCUGCUGAAUGUUACCUUGAGUAUUGUGGCCCAGGCGGCAAUCGAGACGCUUCUUGUCAAGGUAUUGGGCCUGCGCAGUGCGCUGAAGGCGUCCAUGAAGUUACCUUUGCCCUGGCAGAUGGUUAAGGACUUGGCUAUAGGACUUUUGGGUCGAGAGAUCUUGACCUAUGUCCUCCACCGCUACAUCCUCCACUCGCGCAACAACAUCCUCGCCCGAUACCACCAGACCUGGUACCACGCGCUUCCAGCUCCAUUCCCUCUAACAGCACACUACGACCACCCACUCGCCUAUUUCGUAGGAAGAUUCAUCCCCACCUACGCUCCCGCCAUGCUAUUUCGGUUCCACAUGCUCACCUACCUGAUGUACCUCUCGAUAAUCUCUCUCGAAGAGACAUUUGCUUUCUCUGGAUACACGGUGAUGCCGACGAGUUUCUUCCUCGGCGGCAUUGCGCGCCGCACGGAUAUGCAUCUGCUCGAGGACGCACAGGGUAACUUCGGGCCGUGGGGCGUGGUGGAUUGGGUGUGCGGGACUGCGGUUGGUGACUCUACCGUUGAGGAUGAUUUCAUGGAUGAGAUGGAGGAGCAUGAGAUUGAGGACAAGAUCAGGAAAAUGAUCGCGGCUUCGAAGCGGAAGGUCAAGGACAGUGCGGCGGGCAAUAUUUCGUCGAGGGCGAAUGGGCAGCCUUCACGGCGGCGGAGGCGGGAAUAA
Penicillium lagena is the source of this 1035-nucleotide messenger RNA. RefSeq names its product sterol desaturase family protein. Bases 1 to 1035 code for a protein of 344 amino acids. The record is from RefSeq and is a predicted model, not a curated record. The transcript has 2 exons. NCBI's taxonomy places the organism in Eukaryota, Fungi, Ascomycota, Eurotiomycetes, Eurotiales, Aspergillaceae. Gene Ontology annotation, molecular function: iron ion binding; C-4 methylsterol oxidase activity. Gene Ontology annotation, biological process: ergosterol biosynthetic process.